Molecule: messenger RNA, 1306 nt
Organism: Eruca vesicaria subsp. sativa (arugula)
Lineage: Eukaryota; Viridiplantae; Streptophyta; Magnoliopsida; Brassicales; Brassicaceae
Source: the annotation of a GenBank genome assembly
CUGAGUCAUGCAGACAGUUCAAUUGAUAUGGUCGAAGAUAGGUUUGGUACAAUUUGGGUUUUGACCAAAUGUCUAAAAAUCGAUUAUCCAUUUGGACUAAGUCCAUUUGGACAUGGACUCUCUACCUCUUCCCAUGUUUCUUAGCAUCUGACGAAACAUUUUCUUCUCAAAAAGCACAAACAAGUUUCUUGUUCUUCAUUUGCUUCCAUUAUAUCUAUAAAUGGGUUCUUGCCUCAGCUCUCGUAUCAAUAAUAAGAGCAGUGGUCUCUACGACAUUCAACUCUCGAGCUAUCAAUCAUCAUCAUCAGCUCAUACGAGAGAGGGAGAGAUACUUAGCAAGGCGAACGUUAAGAACUUCACCUACAACGAACUAAAACUUGCAACCAGAAAAUUCACACCAAAGACUGUUGUCGGAGAAGGUGGUUUUGGUUCUGUCUUUAGAGGUUCAAUCGAUGAGUCAACUCUCGCUCCAACUAAGUCCAGCACUGGUCUUGUAAUUGCUGUGAAGCGGCUUAACCCUGAUGGAUUUCAAGGUCACCGAGAAUGGCUGGCAGAGAUCAACUACUUGGGGCAGUUAAGUCACCCGAACUUAGUUAAACUGAUUGGUUAUUGUCUGGAAGAUGAGCAAAGGCUUCUUGUGUACGAGUUUAUGCAUAAUGGUAGUCUUGAGGAUCAUCUGUUCAUAAAGGGUGUACAGUCUAAGCCGCUCUCUUGGAGUCUACGGGUUAAGGUUGCGCUUGAUGCAGCUAAAGGGCUUGCAUUUCUUCACAGCGAUCCUGUUAAAGUCAUGUACCGAGACAUCAAGGCUUCAAACAUCUUGCUGGACUCGGACUUCAAUGGAAAGCUUUCAGACUUUGGCUUAGCGAGGGACGGUCCAAUGGGUGAAACAAGCUAUGUUACUACAAGAGUCAUGGCUACAUUUGGCUAUGCUGCUCCUGAGUAUGUGUCUACAGAUCGCUUGAAGGCUAGAAGCGACGUAUACAGUUUUGGGGUUGUGCUUCUAGAGUUACUAUCUGGAAGGCGAGCAUUGGACCAUAACCGACCGGCCAAGGAGCACAACCUUGUGGAUUGGGCUAGACCUUACCUCACAAGCAGGCGAAAGGUUAUACAAAUUGUGGACAGGCGUCUGAACUCACAGUACAAACCUGAAGAGGCAGUGAGAAUGGCAAGCAUUGCUGUGCAGUGCAUCUCGUCCGAACCAAAGUCACGGCCGACCAUGGACCAAGUGGUCCGAGCCUUGAUACAACUGCAUGAAAGCAUGGUUAAAGGGGAUAAAGUUGAUCCGGGUAAAAAGAUACCAAGAUGA